CGAAGAACAGGAUCACUGUUACUUAUCUUUUAGGGCCAGCUCAAGGCUGCAAAGCACCAAAAAUCCACCCUUCUGCCUGUACGAUCUACGAUCUACAAUACUAUGGAGUAGUACAGGCACUACCUGCAACAAAGAGCAAUUAUUAUUUUAAUUGUUUGCUCCCCUGCCCGUUGCAACCACAGGGCCUUCAUGUUUGGUCGACCAUGAGCUCCCAACAAAAUCCAGGAGACGAACAAGAAAACCAACCAGACGAGAGACGAACAAGAGAGGAACACCAGCGAAGGGGGAAUACCAAUGCAUCCAUGGCUGCAAAUAUCCCUACUGGUAGGCUUUUGUCUCGUUUCCCAGGAGAUGAAAAUGCUGCAGCUGCUCGACAAGCUUUGGGAAACCAGCUCUCGUCUGCUUCCACCUUCCUUGGUGAUAUCCCUCCAGGGAGCAGUCCACAGGCUCGUGGCUCUACAUUGGACCCACUGCAGGUCCAGCUUCUCAGACAAAGAGCAGGAUUAUCAGGGGCCACAGCACCUACUAAUCUCAACUUCGGUGGGGUGCCUUAUCUGCCAGAUUCACAACAGCAAGGAUUCAUGGCAGCACAGGCCCAGGCCCUCGAUGGCGGCUCUUCAGCUGAAGCACAACUAAGGGAAGCACAGGCAAAUCUAAGGGAAGCCAACUUGCGUCUCCUGUUGGCGCAGCAACGGCAGCAACAACACCAGCAACAGCAUAGCCAGCGAUUGGCCCCUCAAAAACCGGCAGCCAAUGCUGGCUUUACGUCAUCUGCUGCUGGUCCACAAAGCCUGCAUUUGCCUCAUUCCCAAGUCUCGCAAGCCCAUGCUGCUGCUCAGCCGCACCGAGACCGAGCAGCAGCACCCGCACCCACAGCCGACCAGCUUCUUGCAUUACGCGGAUUGAGUGGCUUUGGGGCUGGCUCGGCUCCGCUUCCAGCGCUGUCACUACAAGGUAACGAACAGUACCCGCAACUCUCUCAAUUUUUAGGUGCAAAUCCAACAGGAAACUCGGCUCUGACUGCGGCACUUCAUGUUCAACAACAACAUAUUCAAGGGGCAUCGUUGCGCCAGUCCAUUCCUGCGGCUCAAGCGAAUCCCGACCUUUCACGUGCUCAGUACCCACAAUCUGAUCGACCCCAACCGCCAGAAGAUGAUCAACCAGAAAUGAAAGAUGCCGAAUACUUCGAGCUGUUUGGCUUCAACGAUGAAGACGGAGUCCAGAUAAUCAACGAAACGUUUCCCCACAAAUUGUAUCGGAUGUUGUUCGAGGUGGAAAAGAAUGGCCAAGAGGACAUUGUGUCCUUUUUCCCACAUGGCAAAGCGUUCAUUGUGCAUGACCCAAAGCGAUUUGUUGAGGAAAUAAUGCCAAGGUACUUCAGUACAUCGCGCAUGAGCUCGUUUCAACGACAACUCAACUUGUAUGGCUUCCAGAGAAUAGACGACGGCCCAGAGAAAGGAGGGUUUGUUCAUCAAUACUUCCAAAAAGGGCAACGUAGUCUGUGCAACAAGAUCAGAAGACAGCGCGGGAGACCCCAGGGUGGUGCUUCCCAGCCUACAUCGGUUCUUCAUGCCGCUGCCACCGCCAGCGGCGCAUCCCUCGGUGCUGGAAGAGGAAGCCCACAAGAACAAGUAGCCGCAAGAGGCUUGCCCAGUAGGCCAGGGCCAGAGGUAGCAUCAGCUGCAGCAGCAGCUGCAACACGGGCUUCCAUGCCCCAAAGUCAACAGGCACAAGCCGUGCUGCAAUUUCUGCUGAGCCAGCAGCAGCAACAACAGCAACAGCAGCAAAACCCACCAGGUGAUCCCAACUCAAGCGACCGACCGCGAUAGCUCAGAUAACCUGAUUAAUUCAUUUGAGAACCCACUCUUCAAUAGGAUCCAUAGUCCACUGCGAGGAAAGCAUCAACAUGGGAUCGUCUGCAGCAAACGAAACGAAGGAUACCAGAGACCUGGUUAGAUCGCACAGCUGAGCACCCGACCCCUGGUUAGAUCGCACAGCUGAGCACCCGACCCC
Molecule: messenger RNA, 2013 nt
Organism: Seminavis robusta
Lineage: Eukaryota; Bacillariophyta; Bacillariophyceae; Naviculales; Naviculaceae
Source: the annotation of a GenBank genome assembly